This is a messenger RNA of Odobenus rosmarus divergens (Pacific walrus), 837 nucleotides long. RefSeq lists its product as uncharacterized. The transcript has 5 exons. The record is from RefSeq and is a predicted model, not a curated record. Lineage: Eukaryota; Metazoa; Chordata; Mammalia; Carnivora; Odobenidae. The coding region runs from base 1 to 411 and encodes 136 amino acids.
AUGGAUGUGACUAGAAAGCUGGCUGAGACGGGUUGCUGGGGUUGUAUAACUGUGCCUAGAGGGCGGGGUUCCUGUACAUUCCUACUUCACCAGAUAACCUGCCCCCAACACCACUCCAGCUUCUGCCAGACAGAUGGAACUCUCCAACGUGAAAAUCUGCGCAGCCAUUCCAACAAGCGGGACUCCGCCUGGUGUUGGCCGAAGGAUGCCGAAGAAAAAGCUUUAAGGACUGGGACGCUCUUACCCCCAAGAUUGAACGAAAGGGCCUUGGGAGAUGGAAAGGGAAUUAAUCUCUUCACCUCAGUGAGUUUUCCUGAAACUACUUGUCCUCAGCUUCCGCGACGUGAGAGGUGGAGCCUCACAGUCCGGCAGCUGCAGGCAGAAGCCCUUGAAGUUAACACAGCGACAUAGGCUUUUAAGACCAAGCACUCUUGGCAUUCUUUCGAGAUUGAGAUUCCAGAGCAUCGGAUGAACAGGAUUUAUAUAGCUAAAGCGUGCUCACCCACCCCUCCCUCCGUCCUUUUACGCACGCACCAGCUCGUCCUCACGUGCACGGGGUAGUGGACAGUGUUGACUUGAAUUGCUCUCGCUUGCUCCAAGCCUUUCCUGUGAAUGAACCCGAAAACACUCGACAGGUCGUGAAUAAUCGUUUUAAUGAGUGUGCAAAGCGUGCGAUGGAGUGCACCGAGCUGUCGGGUUAAACAAACAACUUGUACCCUGACCAAAUCCGAUUGUUAAAGUGCAAAGUGAUGUCAGUACCAUUUCCAUUGCCCUUCGGAAAACCACAGAUCUGACACGCGGGAGUCCAAUUUUCCCCAUUAAAGAAAAAUAACAAUA